AUGGCGAGCAAGCUCCCCAUGCUCCUCCGGAGCUUCGGCCGGCCGACCUUACCACGAACGGCGGCCCUCCGUGUGUCGCGCGCGGCGUACUCGACCGAACCGCCCGCUCCGCCGCCGCCUCUUCUUGCCAAGCUCAAGGAUGACCUGAAGGCGGCCAUGAGGGCCAAGGACGCGAACCGCCUCGCUGUCCUUCGCGCCGUGCUCGCGGAGACCCUCAACGCUAGCAAAACCGACAAGCCUAUCAAGACGGACGUGCAACUCGUUGGCCUGCUCCAGAAGUCGGCACGCAAGUCACAAGAAGCCGCCGCCGAGGCGCGGCAGGCGGGUCGGGAGGAUUUGGCUGAGAAAGAGGAGGCUCAACAGCGGAUCCUUGAGGAGUAUGCUGCGGGCAGCGGCGUCAAAGAAAUGGGAGAAGCCGAGCUGAGGCAGGUUAUCGAGUCCGCCAAGGCCGCUCUGGUUGCCCAAGGCGUCAAGGGCGCGGCGUUGCACGGAGAAAUAAUAAAGAACAUCUUCAAGCCGGGCGGGUUGCUGGAUGGGGCCUCGUUUGACAAGAAGCGCGCCGUUACGCUCAUCAAGGAAGCUUGCCAAGCCAGUUAG
Chaetomium globosum CBS 148.51 is the source of this 597-nucleotide messenger RNA. RefSeq lists its product as uncharacterized. The transcript has a single exon. The record is from RefSeq and is a predicted model, not a curated record. NCBI's taxonomy places the organism in Eukaryota, Fungi, Ascomycota, Sordariomycetes, Sordariales, Chaetomiaceae. Gene Ontology annotation, cellular component: mitochondrion. Gene Ontology annotation, molecular function: carbon-nitrogen ligase activity, with glutamine as amido-N-donor. Bases 1 to 597 code for a protein of 198 amino acids.